GUUACUUCGCGUCCAGGUUGGGAGUCAGCAGCAGCAGCAGCAGCAGCAGCAGCAGCAGAAACCAGCUCCUUCAACCCCACCACGGCGCUGUGUGCAGUUUCUAUGCGGAUAAGCAGGACUUGAGCCGCGGGCACAGGGAUGUACGGGAGCGAGGUGAAGAAGUGUGCGCUCUGAACAAGGGGAGAAUAUAGAUAGACGCGCUCUCUUGUUCCAACCUCGGCCGUGCGCCUUUGGGCUCCUGGAGAUGCUCUAGCCGUCUCCGUACCGGGAUAUACGCUGAACGGCAAGCAGACGCGACCCGCACGAGGAGGAGUCUUUCUGUUUUGCCACAGUUUUUUUUUUUCUGGACACAUCUCUGGCACGGAUUGCACGCACGCGGAACCACCAUGGGGGACUCGACGUGGAGAUAUUACCUUGGAGUUUUGUUUAUUGCCUUCAAAUUGGACUUGUCCCGGGCGCUCAUCCUCGAGUCCAUAUACUGGAACACAACAAACACCAAAUUCAUCCCAGGCCAGGGCGUGGUAUUGUACCCUCAAAUCGGGGAUAAGUUGGACAUUGUUUGCCCGCGGGUGGAUGGCGGGAUUGGCGAAGGCGUGGAGUAUUACAAAGUGUACAUGGUGCCAAGGGACCAACUGGAAAGCUGCACCAUCACAAAAGCCGACACGCCCCUCCUGAACUGUGUCAAGCCCGACCAGGACGUCAAAUUCACCCUCAAAUUUCAGGAGUUCAGUCCCAACUUGUGGGGGCUGGAGUUCUUCAGAGGGAAAGACUACUAUAUCAUCUCUACAUCUAACGGCACCAUGGAGGGCAUCGACAACCAGGACGGCGGCGUUUGCAAGACCAAGUCCAUGAAGAUCGUCAUGAAAGUGGGGCAAAGUCCCUCAGACCCAAUUUCACCCAAAGACAACCCCACCAGAGUACCGUACCCACCCAAGACGGACGGCAAGACUUCCCAUAAAAACACCAACGACGUGCUGGAGAAGCCAGAUUCCGCACCGCAUGAGAGUGACGUGGAGACAGGCGGCAAAUCGUCCGGCACCAUGGGCUCGGAGGUGGCCAUCGUGGUCAGCAUCGCCUCGGGCAGCGUCAUCUUCAUCAUCAUCAUCAUCAUGCUGGUCCUGCUGCUGCUCAAGUACCGGCGGCGGCACCGGAAGCACUCGCCGCAGCACGGCACCACCGUCUCCCUCAGCAACCUGCCCACGCCCAAACGCGGCGGCGGCAACAACAACGGCUCGGAGCCCAGCGACAUCAUCAUACCGCUCAGGACUGCCGAUAGCGUGUUCUGCCCGCACUACGAGAAGGUCAGCGGGGAUUACGGGCAUCCGGUCUACAUAGUCCAAGAGAUGCCCCCGCAGAGCCCAGCGAACAUCUACUACAAAGUCUGAAGCGAGAACUCGAAACGGGGGAAAAAAAGAAAAGCUUCAGUCGACUCCUCCUCCUCCUCUCCUCCUGAUGUUUCUCUUCUUCUCGUCAAAAUUUGGUCUCGGCGAGGUCCGAAAAGGCGGUCGCUGAGGCCGCCUCCGACGCUGCUCUGUAGGGCUUUUGGGAAUUGCAGGACAGGGAUUGAUGUUCUUUUCCCAUACCGCGAGCCCGUUUUUGGUUUUAGUGCGCCGCGGCUGCCGAUUUUGGAGGAGCUUUAUCAGGAAGUGGCGUAGAUGGACACACGGAACGGGAUUUUUAUAGAAUGUUUGGAACGUUUUCGGAGAGACUACUGUUUGGAAAAGGGACUCAAAACGGAUCGAGGAGGAGGUUGGCAAAAAAAAAAAAACAGGAGGAUGGACCGCCCUCCUUACUUUCGAAAAAGCCCACUAGCCAGAGACUUUGUGGAUUUUUCUCGCUAAAAACGGAGGAGAGGAGAACCCCACGCACCCCAUCCUCUCUGGGACUUUCCUUACUGACUCACCCAUUCACUUCGCCCACCCAUUCGCUCACCUUAAAAACUCAUAAACAGCAUCUCAACGUGGAGUUCACCGUCUCAUUCCCACGCAUCUGUUCCCAAAAGUUACUUGAAAGUUCAUGGACUUUGAGAACCCUCUCUUUUGUACUUUCUAGCAGCAGGAUUUUACUAAUUUUGUCGUUUGUUUUUUUUCCUCUUUCCAUAUUCCACGGUAGUUCAACUUUUUGAUUUUGUUUUCCUUUAUGUCAUAUCAUUAAGAAAACUACAAAUGACCCAACAGUGGCUAGGACGAGGGGACGAGGCGGAGGAAGAAAGCAGGUCAGGGUCGGCCCAGGCGGUUUCGAGGACGAGUCGGGGGUUAGAACUAAACAUAGAGCAGCACUUUGAAUCCCUUUUUCGGUACCCCCACUCUCUACGGAAAGCCGGCUGGGUCAAACUCCCCGACGGGGCGACGUUCUGGGACAAAAAGUCAUUUCGCCUUACUGAGGAGUACCAACGCAUGUAAAAUAAAUAAAAUAAAAACACUGUAUUAUGUAACAGCUCCACAUUGUAACUAAUGUUUACUCUAUUGUGUAAAGACACCCAGAUUUUGAAAUGAUCUGCGGAUAAAUUUUGUAAUAAUUUGUAUUUUGACGUUUUUUCACAUUUUUAAAUAAAUUAUUGCUAUUUUAAGUCAAUGCUCGAAACUAUGUCCUGGAGUCGCACUUUUUAUUACCGUAUUUUCCGGACUAUAAGUCGCAUCAGCCAAAAAAUGCGCAAUGAAGAGGGAAAAAAACAUAUAUAAGUCGCACUUUUUGGGGAAAUGCAUUUUGUAAAAUCAGAGACCAGGAACCAACAUUUUAUCUGGAAAGGCAAGUUAUAGUAAAAACAAUAGAACAGAGAACAACAGGCUGAAUAGACGUUAAAAUGUUAAUGUAAAAUAUGAACAGUUCUUCAGAUAAUUAUAGCAUAAACAACAGAACAUAAGUUUACCAAACUCACGAUCUCACUCCAAAUCACUAAAUCCAAUGAAUUCUUGAUCCUCGGUGUCACUUCUGCGCGACCUCUGUAGAUGAAUCAUAGAUCCAAACAAAGUGCCACUUCCUCUUCUGUGUCACUGAAGUUCAGGCUUUGUCCAUCCAUCCAGUGACUUCCAGGAAAGUUGCGUAAAACUGUGUUCUCCAUCCCCGCUUCCAGUCAGUCCCUCACAAGUUUCUCGCUCACUCCAAACUUUCUUUCUGCUGCUCGAUUACCGUUUUCGGCUGAAUAUUUCACCAUUUGCAGCAGGACAGCGGCUUUUUCUACAGGAGACAUGCGCAGUAGAGCGAAGUGACAGUAGUACAGGAGCACAAUACAGAGCACCCUCUCGCGGCUGUCAGUCAGAAAAAUUUUAAUAUAUAAGUCACACCGGAGUAUAAGUCGCAGGAAACACCCAAACCAUGAAAAAAGUGCGACUUCUUGUCCGAAAAAUACGGUAAUUUCACAAUGCUAGUUUUACCACGAUCAAAUCAACAUUUUGGUGUAGACUAUUAACUCUGUUUUUAAAUUAUUUGUUGGUAGAUAAUCAAAUACUAGCUUUGAAAUUAAAUUAUUAAAAAAAAAGACAAUAAAAAUGUAUAAGAACUUGCAAUUAUAGACGCAUUAUCGUAAAAAUAUAUUGUAAAAUGUUGCCUUAUUGAGUUUUCCUAGAGCUUCAAAAACUAUUCUAUCUUGAGUUUCCAAAUUAAUCUGUAACAUUUAUUAAUUUAGCUUGCUUUCUACAGCUUUUUAUUGUUCUAAUCUUAUUUUGACACAUUAGAUUUUCAAUCAGCACAGAUUAGAUCAACAUGUGGGUGUUUUUAAACCAAUGGAGUAAUUUUAUAGUUUUGAAGUUACAGUGAUACAGUGUGGAUUCAUGAAGUUUUGCUCAUGCACUCUCUUGUGAUGAAGCGAUGAAGAACCAGCCGAGGUACUGCUCCCCACACGGGAUGAAAAAAGGGCUCCCGGGGGCCCCUCACACUGGUGUCCUCCUGCUCUGUAAGAAAUAAGCACAGGGACAUGUCACCGCCCGCACCGCACCCCUCACCGUUUCUCCAUUUGUGACUUUUACGUUUUUAUAGUUGUACAUUUAAAACAUUACAAAGAUGAAAAAAAAAAUACUAAAAAACAAGCAGAUUCUAUUUAUGAUAGACACAUAGAGCACAGGCAGCGUGGAGGAGGAAAUAAGGAUAUUAUAUUAUAAGUGCACAUUAUGCAAACUUGGACGAUUUGAUCUCUUCACCACUGAGCCCUCUGAAGUAGUCGGGACUCUUUUCUUGGGGCAGGGUCGCUCCCACUCAGUGUAGCAUCUCCCAAAGGAUUUCCCAUCAUGCCCCUCUCCUCAUCCUCACUCAUAUGUGCAUGUCUCCGCCCCCAUCGUUUCGGCUUGGGUCCCUGCACCGCGCCCCGAGCAGAAAUCGCCUACUCAUAGAUCUACUUCAUAAAGAGCAUCACCGAAAAGCCAAGCCUUGUAUGAUCUGAGGUUUGUGCCUCUAAGAGGUUACAAAAUCUGCAAAUAUGCAAUUCUUAUUUAUUUUUGUAAUCAAUUCUAAGAAAAAAACACCUAUGGAAAAGUGUUCUUAACCACUGAAAGAUGUAACAACUUCACACAGCUAGCAAAGAACGCCACAGUCUUGUCGUUUUAUUUAACUCUUUUCUUGGUUUUGGUUUCUGUACUUCUGUUGGGAAAACGUGCCGUAGUUCAAACUGUGAAAAAGUGAACAGGUUUUGAAAAGGUAAAAAACAAAAUGGCUGUUUAGUUGCUGCGGCAGAAUAUGACAAUCUUAUUAGUUUCUUUGAAUCUGGCGUCCUUUUCUUAGCCGCUGGUCAGCUCGCCCCGCGACGCCGACAGCUGUACGACGGUGGACGCAGCGAAACGUUUAGACGAAGCUGCACGUUUUGAGUCGAAGCUGCAUGAUUUUAUUUUUUUGAGUGUAAAUCACGUUGGAGGUGAAUUCCGCAUCAGACGCUACAUCCCCAUCAACAAAUCUGCAUGCGGUUACGACAAAAACGACCUCUGGCUUGAAAAUCGAAGCGAAAUUUUAAAGCGACUGGUUCGCGAUGGCAGCCGAGAAUCUUUUAACGUAACCUGGACCAUAAAACGUCACCAAGAUAAGAUAAACGUGUGACUUUUGGCUUCACUUUCCGCUGCGUCCACCGACUUUUAGAGUGCGGCGUGCGGGUGUAAUCUCGGCGCUAGGAGAAGCACCCCAGGCCUCGGUAAAAUGCCUUGUUCGUAUGGUCAGCCCUCGUCACUUGACUCAGUAAUUUUGCACCGUACUUCUGUAGGUAAGAGACUGUAAAUACAUUAAUGUUUGUAUUGUAUAUGGAUCCUGGGUUGUUACAAUAGCCUUAUUCACCUUUUUAGGAAAGCUGAACAAAAAAAUCUGAAAAAUGGAGUACUACACUUCAAAGCAGAGCAUAAACUACUUUUUUGGUAAAUAGCUUAUGUAAAUAUUGACCAGAACCCAAUAAAACAUUUUUAUAAACUCUUAAAGGUAAGAUGUUUUGUAUAAAUUUGAAUUUUUUGCUAUGUAUUUUAGCUAGCGCUCGAUGGAAAGCUUGUGUCCUCCCACGCCCCCUUCCUUUUGCACUGUUUCCAUGGUAAUUUGGUUUAAAAAAUGGAGAGAAAAGUUGCCAAGCCGACUGCUGCAUAUUUGUGCCAUAAGUGUGUACCAUAAAUAUUUAUUAAAUUAGUUUCUUUUUGUUUGUUAUAUUCAUUAUUUUAAUUUCAGUCCAGUUUGUAAGUAACACAGUAUUAUAAUUGCAUUGUUUGUCCAUUUGGGUUUUUCUUUUUUUCUGAUUGGUCCGCUCUGGUUGCCGGGUGACUGUAGCCCCGCCCCUUCACUCAUCCCUCCGCUGUACACCAUGAACAUGGUUUGGUCAUUCAGCUCGUUUCAACUAAAGUGACACA
Molecule: messenger RNA, 5807 nt
Organism: Boleophthalmus pectinirostris (great blue-spotted mudskipper)
Lineage: Eukaryota; Metazoa; Chordata; Actinopteri; Gobiiformes; Gobiidae
Gene: efnb2a
Product: ephrin-B2a
Exons: 6
Coding region: 387-1385 (332 amino acids)
Biological process (GO): ephrin receptor signaling pathway; blood vessel morphogenesis; axon guidance
Cellular component (GO): plasma membrane
Molecular function (GO): ephrin receptor binding
Source: RefSeq, a predicted model, not a curated record